GUGUGUGUCCUCCGCUGUGGGGUGAUGCUCUCGACAGCGGGCUUCGCGGGGUUCUCGCUCGUUACCUAGAAGCUGGCCUUUAGCUUGUUUUGCUAGAAUGGAGAGCGAGGUAGUGGAGCAGCUCGGAGUCCGCCAGGAGCCGCUCAGGAGCUCCCACCUCCCAGGCAAAGCGUCCCCCAAAUCCCCCAAAGCCGAGAACCACCCGACCUACAGGGAAGAACCCAAAGUGACGGCCAACGGGGUGCAUGACAUUGAGGACCGCAUUUUGCGAAUGACGGGCUAUUAUGGUUACUACCCUGGAUAUUCCAGCCACAGAAGAGAUGAAGGCUCAGACUCUCAUGCUGAGACUCCAGCCAGCGAGGCCAGCAGAGAGAGAAGCUCCUAUCAGAUGUGCGCCAGUGUAGUUCUGAAGGUGCUGGGCGGCUUGCUGGUGGUCCUGUGUGUGUCCUCAUCCUGGGUAGGAACUACUCAGGUGGUCCAGCGCACCUUUAAGUCCUUCUCCUGUCCUUUCUUCAUCUCCUGGUUCAGUACCAACUGGAACAUCCUCUUCUUUCCUCUCUACUACUCCGGCCAUGUGGCCAUCACCAGGGAGAAGCAGACGCCCAUUCAGAAAUUCAGGGAGUGCAGUCGACUGUUUGGGGAAGAAGGGAUGACUCUGAAGCUGUUUCUGAAGAGGACAGCACCUUUCUCCAUUUUAUGGACGUUGACUAACUAUCUGUACCUGCUGGCAUUGAGGAAACUCACAGCCACAGAUGUUUCAGCACUCUACUGCUGCCACAAGGCUUUUGUCUUCCUCCUGUCCUGGAUCGUCCUCAAAGAUCGCUUCAUGGGUGUGCGGAUUGUAGCUGCCAUUAUGGCCAUCACAGGCAUCGUCAUGAUGGCCUAUGCUGAUGGUUUUCAUGGAGACUCCAUCAUAGGUGUGGCUUUAGCAGUAGGCUCUGCCUCCACCUCUGCACUCUACAAGGUGCUGUUUAAGAUGUUCCUGGGCAGUGCCAACCUAGGAGAGGUUGCCCACUUCUUCUCCACCAUGGGCUUCUUCAACCUGAUUUUCAUCUCCUGCGUACCCCUCAUCCUCUACUUUACUAAAGUGGAGCACUGGGGUUCCCUCUCCUCUCUGCCUUGGGGCUAUUUAUGCGGAGUGGCCGGCCUGUGGCUUGUGUUCAACAUUCUGGUGAAUGUAGGUGUGGUUCUCACCUACCCAAUCCUCAUAUCUAUUGGGACCUUACUCAGCGUUCCAGGCAAUGCAGCUAUUGAUGUGCUGAAACAUGAGGUAAUUUUUAGUGUGGUGCGUCUGGCUGCUACCUGCAUCAUCUGCGUGGGCUUCCUGCUCUUGCUGCUGCCUGAAGAGUGGGAUACGGUCACUUUACGCUUCCUGGCCGCCCUUGCUGACAAGAAGUCUGAAGAGCAUGGAGAGGAACUCACAGAGUCCAGCAUCCACACGCGCAGCCGAAGCAGGGCCAAUGGAGCCGUGUCCAUCCCCAUGGCAUGACCUUCAACCUCCACACCAUCUCUGACCUGGAGAUGACACACUAGAGCUGAAGAAGCGCCAUGAAAGCCGUGUCUGGGUCAUGGCUACUUUUAGGAUGUUCCGGAGGUGUUUGGUGGAUGAGUGAAGAAUCGUGGAGAAAUUCAGUGGAUAUUAAACAGAGCUGUGGGAUCGCUGACUCGCUGUAACAACAGCCACAACACCAACUGUGAGAAAAUCGGUGCGAAAUAGAGAUCCAUGCUGUUACUUCUCUGACAUUUAAGUGAAACAACACUGGGGCAUUUUUCAGGCUGGACUGAGAAAAAAAAUCUCCCUUUCAUAACAGAAAGAUUUUUAUUUGCAGUAUUUAUUUUUCAGCUGAUAUUUCAUAUUUGCAAUUUCUGUGGGGAGAAAGACUUUCAUGAUUAAUACAAGCAAAUAGCCUUUCCUUUUGCACGCCCCUAAUCCUCACCCUGCCCUUCAUGUUGCCUGUUGAACCCUAAAGCCCCCACAUGGACUGUAUUCUGUGAAUAUAGACUCAAUCAGGGCCAAUUUGGCUCACUGUAAAAUGAAUGCAUUCA
Colossoma macropomum (tambaqui) is the source of this 2046-nucleotide messenger RNA. It is a transcript of the gene slc35f4, whose product is annotated as solute carrier family 35 member F4. Gene Ontology annotation, biological process: transmembrane transport. The record is from RefSeq and is a predicted model, not a curated record. Bases 98 to 1489 code for a protein of 463 amino acids. Lineage: Eukaryota; Metazoa; Chordata; Actinopteri; Characiformes; Serrasalmidae. The transcript is spliced from 7 exons. Gene Ontology annotation, molecular function: transmembrane transporter activity. Gene Ontology annotation, cellular component: membrane.